Messenger RNA from Diaporthe batatas, 4133 nucleotides. RefSeq lists its product as uncharacterized. The coding region runs from base 2433 to 3866 and encodes 477 amino acids. Lineage: Eukaryota; Fungi; Ascomycota; Sordariomycetes; Diaporthales; Diaporthaceae. The record is from RefSeq and is a predicted model, not a curated record. The transcript has 6 exons.
GAGCGUUGCAGCCACUCACCUGCUCACCCAACCAGCCCAGCCUCGCCAAUCCUCCCGUCAAGCCGUUGUUUGACCUGCAUUCCACCACCGUGUCCAGUCUCGCUGCAAUGUCUAAACAGCCAGGCAUCCUUCUGGAAGAUCAUCUUAUUGGCUGGACCAUAUUGUUGGCCGCUUUCAUCGGGGCUGUUGUCCUUGAUCUUGACCAUUCUCGGCCUCCUCCUCUCGUGCCCCGCCUUGGGUCGUUGAAUCUCCAUAUUCAAGAGGGAAUCAUAAUAGAGAGACUUAAGAUUGUGAUCCAAGCUGCAGAUUACUCCACAAACCAGGAAAUCCAAAAAACAGAUCACCAGGCUCAGGACUUGGCGUUGGCGAUUGAUCCUCCUUGGCAGUGGAGUGCGGGUUUGUCUGACGUGCACAUCACCACGUUUUCGAGGCCAAGCGUUAAUGCAGCAGGACGGACCACUACUAAUGACGGGCAAAAAAGAAACGAUGAGCCAACCUCCGUAAAGACAGACAUUUUGGUCUUCUCGCUUCUGCACUAUUCAUGUCGUCGACGCUGACCAAGGCAGCAGCAGCACCACUACCCAUGGAAACGACCAACGACUCGACGGAUCGCCUCAUGUUCCACAACUCUAACAGACACUGCCUCGGGUUCAUCACAUCUCCAACCCAUCCAUCCAUCUGCCCAAGCUGCUGUCAUCUCAACUGUCAACCGCCCGUCCAGCCAGUCAAGAUCAGUCACGCUCAUCUCUUCCCAACUUUCUCCCUCGUCAAAAAUCUUAGCUCUGGAACGAGUUGAGACCCACACAGCCACAGCCCACCUUACAAGCACAUGCGCCCUGUUUCAGGACGGCAGUGACCGGGGGCCCAUGAGGCUCUGUUAAGCUUCUUUCAAACAUUAUCUGUGCCAAGACAGGGUUGCUGGGGACCUCCCCCAGAGCCCCACUCCUCCCCCGAAACGCCCGGCUGGCCAAUGCCCUCUUGGUUUGAUGGCGAACUGUUCCAUUCUGGACCUGUGCCCGAUGAGCACUUUUCCUGCUGCUCGCUCUCGUCAUAACCAGCCGCCAUGAUUCAACGCUGCUUCCUGGCCCCUUUCCCUCUCCAUGGCUGCAUGGGUUGCAUGUUUGGUUGGGUUUCUCCCUCGCCGCCGAUGGAGCCCAGUUCAUGUCUGGGACCUCCGAGCUGUCCGUCACAAUACCACGCACUGUGGGCGGAUCCCGCAACUACCGACGCUACGGCGACAGGUUGACAGCACACUACUGUCAGCUGGAGCGCGCCGCUACUCAUGAUCCUCCCCCAGCCGGACAGCCCGCCAGCCCGCCUCGCAGCAACAGGAUCGAGGCUCUUCUCCGUCUCCACACCAUGUUCCCGAGUGGAUUCACUUUCCCGCCGACCCGCUGCCGCUCCUCGCUUACCUAGGGAACCCGCCGAUCUCAUGGACGAUCAGCCAAGUUUCAUGCUGGAGCGGGUGCCCACAAGAUAGAGUUUACUCAACUUCGGUCCCGGGCGGGUACUACCUGUCCAGCAGGCGUCAAGGUGGAGUGCUGCACGUUUGAUCCACGGUUUGGCUCAACCCUGCUCCCGCAUCGACCAUGCAUCUCAACUACCGUGCAGUGCUACCCACGAUCCGCACGGCGCCAAUGGCCAUACUUCUCCUGUAUGAUUUCCAGAUCUUCUGCCAAGCCCAAACGACCCGGUGAUCUCAGCGUGAUCCACGAUUGGUCUGUUUAGUUUCCGCUGGAUGCGGCAACCAAGGCGCUGUUGCACGACCGCCCCAGGACCCAACAGCACGUCACUGAACUGUGAUCUCCCUGCCAAGUCGCUUGCACAUGCCCGCCCAGAGUGUGGUUCUGGCGGCUCGAGAGCUUUGUUGCUGUCUCGUCUCCACCUCGACUGCCUGGCCGCCCCGGGUAGCAGCGCUGCCCCUGUGGUGCGGGCCUUUUACCUGCUCGUCCCAUCCUUGGCCGAGGACAUGAGCCCACAGUCUGAACCCGGCUGUCAUCCUUGGUCUGGGAACAGUAACAUUCAGAUGAGAUGAAGUUGAUGUUUCGUUAGACGCUAGUAAGUAGAGGUCAUUGCAAGUUGCAACCUCCUCCAUGUCCCAGACUUAGACGGCUCCCAAGUUUCCGUCCAACCCCCCGGGCCGUCCAAACAAGGAUGGAGGACUGUUGGUGGAUGAGAUGGGGAGACGAGAUGGAUAUAAGACUGUUCCCUCCUUCUCACUUCCCAAUAGAGUUCUUUUCUUGGUCAGGCAGCUUCUGCACCAACUCCCAAGUUCACUUUUCUUCUUUCUUUCCAGUGGAUCUGGUUCUUUUCGCCCACCCUCCUUCCAAGUAAUCACGGGUUGAUCCCAUUUCCUUCUUUCUCUUGAGCUGUGCUCUAGACCUUCCUUCUUCACACACACCACACUAUCCUUUCCCACACACACCGCCAAGAUGAAGAACAUCGGAAGCUUGGCCAUGCUGCUCCUCGCAGGAGCCGGCUACGUGGCCUCCCUGCCCGCUGGUGACAUGCCGCAGAACGAGGUCCGUGCCGUCGGGUAUGACGCCUACUACGACAUCGUCGCCCGGGAGCCAAAGAAGAACAAGAACAAGGGCGGCGCUGCCGCUGCUGCUGCUGCCGCCAACGGAACUGCCAACGCCGCUGAUGCCGCCGCUGAUGGAGCGGCCAAGGGCAAGAAGGGCAAGAAGGCCGGCAAGAAGGCCAAGGGGGCCGCCGGCGCUGCGGCUGCAGCCAACAACGGCACUGCAAAUGCUGCUGAUGCUGCCGCUGGUGCUGCCGAUGCUGGAAACGGAAAGAAGGGCAAGAAGGCAAAGGGUGCUGCGGCGCAAGACGCCAAUGCUGCUGCGCAAGAUGCGAACGCUGCUGGUGCGGCUAAUGCGGCCGAUGCGGCCAAUGCUGACGCGGGUAAUGCAAAGAAGGGCAAGAAGGCAAAGGGAGCCGCCGCCGGUGCUGCAGCAGCAAACGGCACGGCUAACGCUGCUGAUGCGGCCAACGCGGACGCCGGAAACGGGAAGAAGGGCAAGAAGGCGGCCAAGGAUGCUCAGAACGCCGCCAACGCGCAGGACGCCAACGCACAGAACGCCGGCGCCGCUGACGCACAAAACGCCGGCGGUGCCGACCAACUCACCCAGCUCCUCGAGGGCCUGGCGGGCGGUGCUGCCGGGGGCGGCAACGCCAAGAAUGCUGAUGCCCAGGCCGGUGGUGUCGAUGAUCUCCUCAGCGGCCUGCUCGGCAACCUGAAGCGGGACGAGGAGUCCACGCUCGAGGCGCGCCAGGGCAAAGGCAAAGGCAAGGCUGGUGGCAAGGGCAAGGCAGCCGCCGCAGCUGGAAAGGGAAAGGCUGGUAAGGGCAAAGCAGCCGCAGCCGGCGGAAACGCAGCCAAUGCCAACGCGGCCGCAGCUGGAGGAAACGCCAACGCGGCCGCAGCUGGAGCAAAGGGCAAGAAGGGCAAGAAGGCAAAGGCAGCAGCCGCCCAAGCAGCCGCCGCCUCAUCCUCGCAGGCCGCCGCCGCCGCCGCGGCGACAGGAGCCGCCAAUGCCAAUGCAGCUGAUGCCAACGCAGCCGGCGCAGCGACUGGCAAGGCAGCAAAGGCGAACAAGAACAACGGAAACAACGCAGCCAAUGCUAAUGCAGCUGAUGCCAAUGCCAACAACGCGGCAGCCUCCGCAGACGACUUCGUGAACCCGGCCGCCAGCAACGGAGCCAAGGGCGAAGCCGCCGCGGCCGCGGCGGCGAGCGCGGUGGCUCUGGGCCCCGGCGCGCUUACUGGUGAUGCCGCCGCUGCGGCGCAGACGCCUGCUGCUAAGGCUAACGGCGGUGGGAAGAAGGGCAAGAAGGCUGCUGCUGCUGCGAAUGCUGGUGCCUAAGUCUGUGUUGUGAGGAAAUGGAAAAGGGGGGGCUUUCUAUAGACUGAGGAGGGUUUGGUGAUCGCCCGCUUUUAAAGUCCGGGUUGGGUUAACUAUAUUUUAUUUAUGAUUAUGAAAUGGUGGAUCGGUGGGUGUGUGCGCGGACACACGCCCUAUGUAUUUUGAAUAUCCCCGGAGAGUUAGUUGGGCGUCUUUAAAACUCGGACUUUUUUGACUGUCAUUCUCGGAAUGGAAUUUGGAGAAUAAUGAUAGAGUUCCCGGUGUUCA